Molecule: messenger RNA, 384 nt
Organism: Paramuricea clavata
Lineage: Eukaryota; Metazoa; Cnidaria; Anthozoa; Malacalcyonacea; Plexauridae
Source: the annotation of a GenBank genome assembly
AUGGCUUCUAAUAACAACACAAUAUCUACUAAAUCUGAGGAAAACAUCAAGUUCCCGCCUUUGUUGUGUAUGACACUGAAAGAUGCGAAACGAAAAUCGGAAUAUGCCACAACGUUUUCGCCAAAGCACCGUCUCAUCUACCCUGGCAUCAAGCUAUCGCCAACAUUUCUGUACCAAAGUUCAAGAAAUUUCGAAAGCCAGAGGCCUCGUCAAACGCGGCUACCUGGAUUUGUUCCCAGAAUAAACACAGGCGCACUACAUGAUUACAAUUUCGUACACACUCGGGCAUUCUAUCAUCCUCUGGAGCCAAACAGACAGUAUUUUACACUCGGAGCUGAUUGGGUGUCUGAAAAACCAGUACGAAAGAACAACCCGUUCUCAUAG